This is a messenger RNA of Artibeus jamaicensis (Jamaican fruit-eating bat), 4929 nucleotides long. RefSeq names its product G protein-coupled receptor 155 (gene GPR155). Bases 311 to 2881 code for a protein of 856 amino acids. Gene Ontology annotation, biological process: transmembrane transport; intracellular signal transduction. Gene Ontology annotation, cellular component: membrane. Lineage: Eukaryota; Metazoa; Chordata; Mammalia; Chiroptera; Phyllostomidae. The transcript has 17 exons. The record is from RefSeq and is a predicted model, not a curated record.
CGGGCGCCGGGUGGAGCCGACCGGGCCACAACUUCCCUGCACCUCACUUUCGUGGAACGUGACUGAGCUGCUUCAGCCGACAGCUGGCAGCUCUCUGUUAGGAGGCUGUUGGUGGGAGAUGACGGUGAUUUCCUCCGUUUGGCCCACUGCAAGCACCGACUCCCUUCACUGCGUGGCCCCGGGGCUGCAGACGUAGCAGCUUCUACUUCAACUAUGGGUACCUAUACCAGCAGGUAGCUUUCCCAGGAUAUAAUUUGAUGCUUGCUUGCUAAAUUUCAGAGAUCUGAUUGGAGUUGGAGAGUGAAAGAAAAUGAAUUCUUUUUCUGAUUUACCUACCGAGAACUUAACUGUAGCAGUCAAUGUGACCAGCACUUUACCCUCAACAAUAAUGCCUGGAUUUAAUUCUACCAGUGACUCACCUUCAAUGUCAGUAACAAGGCUCUUUCCAGCCUUACUAGAAUGCUUUGGCAUAGUCUUUUGUGGCUACGUAGCAGGAAGGGCCAAUGUCAUAACAUCAACACAGGCCAAAGGACUGGGAAAUUUUGUCUCCAGAUUUGCACUUCCAGCUUUGUUAUUCAAAAACAUGGUUGUGCUUAAUUUUUCCAAUGUGGACUGGUCUUUCUUGUAUAGCAUCUUAAUUGCCAAAGCCUCUGUAUUUUUUGUUGUAUGUAUACUAACCUUAUUAGUUGCCAGCCCUGAUAGUCGAUUUAGUAAAGCUGGACUAUUCCCUAUUUUUGCUACACAAAGUAAUGACUUUGCAUUGGGAUAUCCUAUAGUUGAAGCUUUAUAUCAAACUACAUACCCAGAAUAUCUCCAGUACAUUUAUCUGGUGGCACCAAUAUCUCUUAUGAUGUUAAACCCUAUAGGGUUCAUUUUCUGUGAAAUCCAGAAGUGGAAAGACAGUCAAAAUGCUUCUCAAAACAAAGUAAAAAUUGUGGGACUUGGACUUCUGCGAGUAUUACAGAACCCAAUAGUAUUUAUGGUCUUCGUUGGCAUUGCCUUCAAUUUUAUUCUUGACCGAAAGGUGCCCGACUAUAUGGAAAACUUUCUUGAUGGACUUGGAGAUUCUUUUUCCGGAGCAGCUCUAUUUUACCUUGGUCUUACAAUGGUAGGAAAAAUAAAGAAACUGAAGAAGUCAGCAUUUGUUAUUCUAAUUCUUCUCAUCACAGCUAAACUCCUGGUGUUGCCAUUGCUGUGCAGAGAAAUGGUGGAGGUCUUGGACAAGGGUGACAGUGUAGUGAACCAUACAAGUUUAUCAAAUUACGCAUUUUUGUACGGUGUCUUUCCUGUCGCACCGGGAGUGGCCAUCUUUUCAACGCAGUUCAACAUGGAAGUAGAGAUUAUAACCUCAGGGAUGGUAAUAAGCACAUUUGUGUCUGCACCAAUCAUGUAUGUUUCUGCCUGGUUACUGACCUUUCCCUCAAUGGACCCUAAGCCUUUGGCUUAUGCCAUCCAGACUGUUAGUUUUGAUAUAAGUAUUAUCAGCCUGGUCUCCUUGAUCUGGUCUCUGGCUAUUCUUCUUCUGAGUAAAAAAUAUAAACAGCUUCCUCAUAUGCUUACAACUAAUUUACUCAUCGCUCAGUCUGCUGUCUGUGCUGGAAUGAUAAUAUGGAAUUUUGUUAAAGAAAAAAAUAUUAUUGGACAAAUUCUGGUGUUUGUUCUAUUGUACAGCUCCCUCUAUAGCACCUACCUAUGGGCAGGACUUCUAGCAAUUUCCUUGUUUUUUCUGAAAAAGAAAGAGAGGGUACAAAUUCCGGUUGGAAUCAUCAUAAUAUGUGGCUGGGGAAUCCCUGCUCUCCUCAUUGGUGUUCUUUUGAUAACUGGAAAACAUGAUGGAGACAGCAUCGACUCAGCCUUCUUUUAUGGGAGAGAACAGAUGAUCAUCACAUCAGUCACCCUGUUCUGCAGCAUCAUGACGGCCAGCAUAUCACUCAUGUGUAUGAACCGCAGCACCCAAGCGGGGCGCUACGAAUGUUUCAACCAGUCUCAGAGCCACAAAGCCGUGGAGUCUGGGAACACUGCUUUUGAGGAGAGUCCAGCGCCGAUAAAUGAACCCUUACCUUUUACAACUUCUAUGCCAGAAACAAGUUGCUGCUCCUGCUCCAUGGAAAAUGGAGGGUCCUGCUGCAUGUCCACAGAGCCAGUAAGAAACACAAACCCUGGUGGACCUGGGACUCCUUCAUUUAAGAAAAAUGAUCAUUGUGUGAGUUGCUGUAACUCCCAGAACUGCAUAUUAGCCCAGGAAGAAGAGCACUAUCUACAGAGUGGAGACCAGCAACUGACUCGACAUGUGUUGCUGUGUUUACUUCUCAUUAUUGGCCUGUUUGCUAAUCUUUCCAGUUGUUUGUGGUGGCUGUUUAACCAAGAGCCUGGGAGACUGUAUGUUGAGUUACAGUUUUUCUGUGCCGUGUUUAACUUUGGCCAGGGAUUUAUUUCCUUUGGCAUCUUUGGAUUGGACAAACAUUUAAUCAUCCGACCUUUCAAAAGAAGACUUAGAUUUCUGUGGAACAGUAAAGAAACAGCAGAAAACAGGGAUUCUCCUGUUCCUGAAGAAAUAAAAAUGACCUGUCAACAAUUUGUCCAUUAUCACCGUGACCUCUGUAUCCGAAAUAUUGUCAAAGAAAGGAGGUGUGGUGCAAAGACUUCUGCCGGGACCUUCUGCGGCUCUGACCUGGUGAACUGGCUCAUUGAAGUUGGCCUUGCCUCUGACCGUGGCGAAGCUGUGAUAUAUGGAGAUAGACUGGUGCAAGGGGGAGUCAUCCAACACAUCACCAAUGACUACGAAUUUCGGGAUGAGUACUUGUUUUACAGAUUUCUUCAAAAGAGUCCUGAGCAGAGUUCUCCUGCUAUUAAUGCAACCACUCCCCAGCAGGAAAAUUAAAGAAAUCGAGCCUCCAUCCCUGUCCCCUACAAUGUAAAUUAUGAAGGAGAGGACCCCACAUGAGGUCAUAUUCUAGCCCCAGAUCUAUUACUUUAGUAGGUAACCUAGGGCAAAUCACGACCUCUUUGACCCUCAGGUAUCUCCUCUAAAAUGUGAUGAGAUGCACUCCCACCCAUGCUAACAUUCUGUGUUUUGUGUGUAUGUAAAACCCACAGGAAACUGACUUAGAAAAAAGAAAAACAAAUCAAAAUUUUAAGUUCUGAAUGAAUAUAGUAAUUACUAAUUGUUAAAUAAUUAUUUAAAACCAAUUAUGCCAAGAUUUUAAAACAUUGCCUCCUGCAGCUGUUUGCUGUAAUUCAAAAUCAACAUCCAAUUUACUACUUCUUUAAAUUGCCAAAUUUGGCAGCUUUAUUUUUGGAAGAAAAUGGACCUUAAACUAUCAUAACUUUGCACCUAUUGAUAGCACCUCCUAAAAAAGAAUUUUGCUGAUUCUAAUAAGAAGCCUUGGUAUUACAUUUUCCUAUUUCCUUGACAAACAGUAAUCAUUAAUAACUGGAAACAUAAUUUUUUUAAGGUUCAUCUUUUCUGGCUUUUCUAUCCAGAGUAUUAACCUGUGCCAUUAGGAGAGGAAUAAGAAUUUCCAUAAACUUUAUCACCUACAAAAUCCAUCAACAGAAGUAUAAUCUUUAACAUUUGUGCUAAAAAUCGUAAUUUGAGCAGAUUUGUUUAAAUUUUAUCAACAAAAUUAUUACCUUGUGACGUAUCAUUUCUGAUGUUUGCACAGAAGCAUCAUGGUGCAGAAGGAUAACCUCACUACCUUAUUCCUCGCAGUUAAAAAAAAAGAAAAAAUUAUAUAUUUCAAGCCAAGAUUUUAAGGUCCUAAGCCUAACAUUCUACUUUUACAUUUAGAAUUUAGUUUUUCUUGUGUCCACAUAUAAAAAUCAAUUAACUUAAAACUUACUAAAUGUCGCCCUCAGAUAAGCUUUCUGUUCUUCAGUAAAUUAGAGAGAGAGCCCCAAGAUCUUUGAGUCUCUACAUAGUAUCAGUUUUGCUUUAACUUAUUUAAAACAUGUUUUAAAUAUUUAUCUCAUACUUUUAGUGUCUCAUUUAAAAGUCAUUUAGAAAAUAAUGUAAGGGUUAAAUCAUUUAAUAUGUAAUUUUCUUAAAACCUGCAUGGAAGCCUAAUGACCUUAACAAGUACAGGCACACCUUGGAGAUUUGCGGGCUAGGUUCCAGACCACCAUAAUAAAGCAACUAUCACAACAAAGUGAGUCACAUAAAUUUUUGGUUUCCCAGUGCAUUAUAAAAGUUAUGGUUACCCUACACUGUAGUCUAGUAGAUGUACAAUAGCAUUAUGUCUGAAAAACAAUGCAUGUACUGUCAUUAAAACAUACUUCAUUGCAAUAAAAUGCUAGCCAUCUGAGCCUUUAGCGAGUCAUAACCUUUUUACUAGUGGAGGGUCUUACCUUCAAUUUGCAAAAACCACGGUAUCUGUGAAGUGCAAUAAAACAAACCUCAAAAAAAACCCCAAGGUAUGCCUGUAAAUUAUUCUUUAGUGUGUAUGUAGUAUUAACCUGUACUGAUUUUAAGUUAUGAUUAGAGAAUUGCGAUGUUUUUCAGCAGAACUGUCUUGCUGCUGAACUCUUUUUUUCUUAAAUAUGACCACAGUGUAACUCUCAGAGUGCCCAGGCAAUAGCAUAAAACUGCAUUGCUGGGCCAAGAGACCGUCAUCGCUACAGCAAUGGGGAUAUUAACUCACAUGCAUGCAGGCAACUCAGACUCAAGUGGAGGAUUUAUUGUGUUUGUGAACAAGUCAUAUUAUAUAUGUUCUAUUAUUUGCACGAAGGGAAUCGGCAGCAUCUUUUUCCAUGGGAGAUAUUAAAAGAAAACCCUGGGUUGGAAUGAUCUGCAGUUUCUGAAAAUGAAGGCUUUUAAGAGAGGUUUUUAGGAUUAAGGAUAUGCUAAUUUUAUUAAAUGAAAAUAUUUGUAACUUCUACUCUCUCACUGACAAAGCAAGUUUCUCAAUAAAAUACCUAUUUUAAAUCACA